CAAUCAGAAGCAAUGGGAGAAACCUCAGCCUCCUGGCAAGCAGCUGAGCACAGCAGGUCUGCGGCGCAAGGGUCUGGGAGCCCACAGCGGAGCGAAGCAGAGGUGAGCAGGGGAAGUGAGAGAUGCCACGGUGGCAGGGGGUGGCGCUAGCCCGGAUGGCGGACAGUGACUCUGGGGUGCCCUUCCGGGGAGGCAGCUGUCUUGGCUCAGGAUGGUCUCCCCUUCCCUGAGGCCAAGCAGGCCCCCUCCUGCUCCUGCCUCCUGUGCUUGCGAAGAAGGUCAUCUCCAGGGCUCUCCAGAGGCCGGCCGGGGUGGGGAGGUGGUCCUGGGCCCUGGUUUGGCGCCCCUCCUAUAACCGGAGGACUCCUGCAGCCAGAGGACUAGAGAGGGAGGCGAGAUUCCGGGAGCUGUGGAUGAAUAAUGCUGGUGAGCAUCUGGUCUUCAGGGAAGCCCCGGCUGGGAAGAUGGGGCCGGUGGUGGAACCCCAGGAGACAGCGUCUCUUUGCAGGGCACGGCCCUGCUCGGAGGCUUCGGGCCUUGGGGAGCCUGGCGGGGACGGCCCUGCUUGCAGCCCUCUGGCUCCUGUGGCUACUCUGGUCCACCCCUGGGGAAGCCCCGGCACCACAGCACACGCUCACCAUCCUCAUCUGGCACUGGCCCUUCACCAACCGGCCCCCAGAGCUGCCCAGCAACACCUGUACCAGCUACGGCGUGGCCCACUGCCGCCUGAGCACCAACCGCAGCCUGCUGGCCACCGCUGACGCUGUGGUUUUCCACCACCGCGAGCUGCAGACCCGGCGGGUCCGCCUGCCCCUGGCCGAGCGUCCACGUGGACAGCCCUGGGUGUGGGCCUCCAUGGAGUCUCCCAGCCAUACCCACGGCCUCAGUCGCCUCCGCGGCGUCUUCAACUGGGUGCUGAGUUACCGGCGGGACUCUGACAUCUUUGUGCCCUAUGGCCGCCUGGAGCCCCGAGAGGGGCCUGCCCCACCGCUGCCAGCCAAGGACAGGGUGGCUGCCUGGGUGGUAAGCAACUUCCAUGAGCGGCAGCGGCGUGUGCAGCUGUACCGCCAGCUGGCACCUCAUCUGCGGGUGGACGUGUUUGGCCGCGCCACCAGGCGGCCGCUGUGCACCAACUGCCUGCUGCCCACUGUGGCCCGGUACCUCUUCUACCUGUCCUUCGAGAACUCCCAGCACCGAGACUACAUCACCGAGAAGUUCUGGCGCAAUGCGCUGGCAGCCGGUGCCUUGCCAGUGGUGCUGGGGCCCCCGAGGGCCUCCUACGAGGCCUUUGUGCCACCUGAUGCCUUCGUGCACGUGGACGAUUUCGGCUCGGCCCGCGACCUGGCUGCCUUCCUCGCCAGCAUGAACGAGAGCUGCUAUCGGCGCUUCUUUGCCUGGCGAGACCGGCUCCGCGUGCGGCUGUUCAGCGACUGGCGGGAGCGCUUCUGUGCCAUCUGUGCCCGCUACCCCCAUCUGCCCCGUGACCAGGUCUACCAGGACCUCAAGGGCUGGUUCCAGGCCUGAGCGGAGGGCAGCAGAGGGGGAAGGUGGCUGGGAGCUGGCAGUGUGGGUGUAAGGCUGGGUGUUGAAAUCAAACCACCGGGCAUCCGGCCCCCACAGCAACCAUCAGGCUAAUUUGGAGGCUGGGGUUGGAGGCCUGGAAGCAAGGGUGAGGGAAGAGCGGGCGGUCUGGGCAGGCUGCCUGGAGGAGGAGGCUGGUGGCAUUGGAGGAGGCAUUUGGGGGUGGAGGUGAGAGCAGGGAGAGAGUAAUGGGGGUGCAUGUUGCUAGCCGAUCAAAGAUAAGAGGCUAUUGAGGACCUCCCUCCCCAGCUUGGUCAAAUCUUGGGGGGGUCCAAGGCUUUCUCUGGAUGUGGGGCUGAGAGGCUGGAGGCAGGGCCCUUGGUGCCAAGAACAUGCCACCCUGCGGUUGGUGGGGGCAAAACCUGAGCCCCCCGAACCUCCUCUGUAACCGAGGUCCCCUGACCAGGACGCACAACCAGGUCGCCCUGCUCCAUCCACAGUGCUGGAGCCCCUGCGUGCAGACUGGUGUGGGGCCCUGGGAGACUGUGACGGGCCAGCCAGGUUAUUCGGCUUUUUGCAGCCUGCAGUCCACUCGGGGAGGAGGCCUCAGUCAAUAAAGAAACGAAG
Molecule: messenger RNA, 2148 nt
Organism: Diceros bicornis minor
Lineage: Eukaryota; Metazoa; Chordata; Mammalia; Perissodactyla; Rhinocerotidae
Gene: FUT7
Product: fucosyltransferase 7
Exons: 2
Coding region: 421-1524 (367 amino acids)
Cellular component (GO): membrane
Molecular function (GO): alpha-(1->3)-fucosyltransferase activity
Source: RefSeq, a predicted model, not a curated record